Molecule: messenger RNA, 756 nt
Organism: Chiloscyllium plagiosum (whitespotted bambooshark)
Lineage: Eukaryota; Metazoa; Chordata; Chondrichthyes; Orectolobiformes; Hemiscylliidae
Gene: czib
Product: CXXC motif containing zinc binding protein
Molecular function (GO): zinc ion binding
Source: RefSeq, a predicted model, not a curated record
CCCUGUAAUAUUGCUGCCCGCUGCAGGGGGCGCAGGUCGUGAUUACCUUCGUUACGACAAGCCGUAAAUUGAUGUGUGUGUCGAGGCCAAGAUGGUGAAAUUCGGGCUCCAGUUCAAAGCGACUUUGGAAAAUAUCAGCAACGUGCGGCCGGAGGGAGAGGAUUUCCGCUGGUACCUGAAGUUGAAAUGUCAGAAUUGUGGAGAGGUGUCUGAUAAAUGGCAGUAUAUCACAUUAAUGAACAGUGCCCCACUCAAAGGUGGGAGAGGAAGUGCCAGUAUGAUACAGAAGUGCAAGCUGUGUUCAAGAGAGAAUUCCAUUGAUAUUCUGAAGGACACAAUGAAGCCUUACAAUGCUGAUGACAGUGAAAAGUUUAAAACUAUAGUACACUUUGAGUGUCGAGGAUUAGAACCAGUGGACUUUCAACCACAAGUAAGCUGGAUUUGCUGCAGAAGGGGCAGAGUCUGGAACAAAAUUUUGUGAGAUUAAUCUGCUGGAAAAGGAUUGGAAUGAUUAUGAUGAGAAAAUUCAGGAAUCUGUGGGAAUCUAUGAAGUCACUCAUCAGUUUGUUAAAAUCUGAACUGGACUCUGACAGACAUUUAACAGCUAAGGAUUCUCUCAUACUCAAAUGAACUGAGGCAGAGAAGUAAAAACACCACAAUUUCAUCUGGCAUAUACUUACCAGUGAAUCAGUUCAUCCUCAUCUAUCAAGUCAAAGUUUAAUUAUCUUUAAUAAAAAUUAACACUGGCCAGCUGAA